AUGGCAUCACCACCAGUAGAUUGUACUACCGCGUUCAAUUUCGAUACAGUUCGCGGUAAGACUGCAAUAGUCACGGGCGGAGCGCAAGGGAUUGGAGCAGCUUACGUUAGAGCUCUCGCGAAGAAAGGCGCAUACGUCGUGAUUGGCGAUAUCCAUUCCGACCCGGCUGAGAACCUCAUGUCAGAGUUUCCAAAUCAGCUUCUAUUCAUCAAAUGCGACGUCAGGAAAUGGAGUGACCAAGUCGUCCUCUUCAACACCGCACGCUCUUUCUCGCCAACAAACCUCAUCCACGCUGUCGUAGCAAAUGCCGGAAUCAGCACCAAUGACGCAAUCUUCUCGACAGAGGACAACACCAAUGACGAGCCUUCCGAACCGUCCCUCAAUACCAUCGACGUCAACUUCAAUGGCGUCCUCUACACCACCAAACUCGCCCUCCACCACUUCCGCCGCCAGCACGCUACCGCCAUCGCCGACGGCAGCAAAGAGCCCCCCGACACGAGCUUGGUUCUCCAGGGAUCCAUCGCGGCCUACCUGGACACCUCGACCUUCUGCCAAUACGGCGCCUCCAAGUGGGCCGUCCGCGGGCUCAUGAGAACCCUGCGGCGCGUUGUGGGCGCGCACGGCACGAGGGUGAAUACCAUUUGUCCUUCGUUCCUCAAAACUGCCCUCGUCCCGCCUCAGCUUCUCGAGCUCCUCGACGCGAACGACAUCCCAUUGGCGAGUGGCGACGAUGCGGCCGAGUGUCUGCUGCGCAUCUUGAGCGAUCGCAACAUCAACGGAAGGGCGCUGUGCGUCGUGGCGAGGAGUCUGGUGGAGCGGGCGCCGAGGGGGUACUACGAUUUGGACUCGGAGGAGAUUCUCGAAGGGCCCUGGAUGAAGAUAUUUCCGUAG
Messenger RNA from Diplodia corticola, 891 nucleotides. Its product is annotated as short chain dehydrogenase reductase family oxidoreductase. Gene Ontology annotation, molecular function: oxidoreductase activity. The record is from RefSeq and is a predicted model, not a curated record. The transcript has 5 exons. NCBI's taxonomy places the organism in Eukaryota, Fungi, Ascomycota, Dothideomycetes, Botryosphaeriales, Botryosphaeriaceae. Bases 1 to 891 code for a protein of 296 amino acids.